AUGGGGAAACCCGUAGACGAUGUCGCUUUCUGCGAGAUGCUUCAGGAACGGACUGGUGUAAUGCGUGUGCCGGGAAGUCUUUGCUUUGGAGUUGGAGAAGACUUCAAAGGUUAUGUUCGCAUUGGGUAUGUCAAUGAAACCGAGGUGCUGGAGCAGGGGUUGGAUGCAUUGGGUAAGUUCAUGGAAGAUGGGUAUGAGGAUGUCCCAGUGAAGAAGCCGGUGGCAAAGUGA
Penicillium digitatum Pd1 is the source of this 231-nucleotide messenger RNA. The record is from RefSeq and is a predicted model, not a curated record. Lineage: Eukaryota; Fungi; Ascomycota; Eurotiomycetes; Eurotiales; Aspergillaceae.